UUAUAAUCUUGCAUUUAAUGAUAAAUCCGGGGUGGUUUACCCAUUAAGGACUACUCAAACCCCCUCCGCUUUCUCCACAUAAAACCCCUUUCUCCUCUCUCAAUAAAACUCUGUUGAUAAAAGAUCAACGGUAUCCGCCGUCCACCACCGGCCACGGCCACCCGCUAAAUUAAAGACUCGGGGGGCAGGAAUAAGGCCAUAUACCUGUUAUUAAAACUGAGGUAUGUGUGGCAUUGGCUUUAACAAUCUGACACUCUGUGAUGGAUUCUAGAUUUAAAGGUAUUGGCUGGGUGGGGGGCAUUUACCAGAAGUUUGAAACGUUGUGCCAUGAGAUGGAUAAUAUCGUGAAUCAGGACACUGUCAAAUAUGUUGAGAAUCAGGCACAAAGUGUGGGUAAAAGCAUGAAGCGAUUUUAUUCUGAUGUUAUGCUUCCUCUAAAACAUGAUGCCAAAGGAGUGGCUUUAAAAAGAAGCACUACAAUUGGUACCUCUUUUGAAUCAAAGGUUGCUGAAGUUGAUCCCAUUGAAAAACGGCCUGAUCAUGCUUCUAAUGAACUUUUCCAUUCAGUUCAAUUAAGUAUUCCGGCUUCUGUUGAUGCCUUUGAUGGGGCAGACUCGGACAAAAUGUCCCCACUAGUUAGUGAUGUUAUGAAAACUACAAGCUCUGAUGUUAGCAGAGAAGAAAAUGCCAUAAGGAAAAUGGCAUCCAGGUCUGAUGUACCAGAGCUGAUAUCUCAGAGUGAGGAUAAAUUCAUUGAUAUGGAGUUCCAAUCCCCUAAAAGGGAGACAAGAGUUAGUGAUAAUACUACAGUUGAUGAGGUAAACAAGCAGCUUGAGUGUGGGUUUGGUGAGAUUUGCCAUGUAGACCAACCAGGUAACCUUAAUUCUGUGGAUUCCCUUUUGGGGAAACAAUAUGUAACUUCAGAACAAGUUGCUGGUUUUUUGAACGAUACAAAACCUGAAGUGAACCCAGAGGAACAUGCCACAAUGGAAAAGCAUUCAGCAUCCAUGGUGUCAGGUUUACUAUCUCCUUUUGAGAAGGAAUCCUCUGGAUCUUCAAUGUUGAGCAAGUUCAUUGAUUGUAAUGAGAAAGAAAUGCCUUUCGAAGCUGAGGUUCCUCCUUCAACUUCAGUUCAGGAUGUGAGAAAGCCAUCUGUAUCUGAUGUUUCAGAGUCAAUCUUUCCUGGUGAGGAAGAAUCAUUUGGAGCUUCAAUGGUGAAUGAGAUUGUUAAUUGUGAUGAUGAAAUUCCAUCUGUUGUUCAAUCUGAUGUUUCUUCUGCAACUUUAGUUCAGGGUGACCAAAACGAAAGAAAAGAUAAAAAUGAUCGUGCAGGUGUCUCUGACUGUGUCUCAGAUGCUUCAGGUGAUGUUACUUCUUAUAAAAUGACCUCUUCAGGCAUUCGCUCUGAGGAAGUUAUGGCAGAGGUUGGAGUCGUUUCUCCUUGUGGUUCAGUAUUAAAGGAAAUUAAUUUUCCGGAGAAGAAUUCGCUUGAACAUUCACCUGCAAAAGCUUUAAUUUCUCAUGAUCCCAUUAACGUGGCUGAAUUGACAGGACCCAUCUCGUCUGGCAAUGACUUGUCCAUGGCAUCUCCUGAAAAUGAUGCCUACAGAACUGCUAAUAGUCCCAAGUCCCUGACUGAAAUAUCAGGAAGCAAAAAUGUUUACUUUGGUGGUGAACCUGCUCAAAUUCAGGCUUUAUCCUUAUCUAAUAUUGGACAUAUAAAUGAUUCCACUGAUGAUAUCAAUAUUUCUUCCAUGGAAACCAUUGAAUUGUAUGAUGAGGUGAAGCUCGAGGAUAGCUGUCAUAUUCCCGAUGUUACUGCACUUUAUGCCGUCUCUCAUAUAAUGAAUAAACACAAAUCAUACAAGAAAAGAAUCAAGGAUGCUUUAACUUCGAAAAAGAGGCUGGUGAAAGAGUAUGAACAGCUAGCAAUAUGGUUUGGAGAUGCGGACAUGGGGUCAGACCACAAUCAUUUCCAAACUCCACAGCCCUCAUCCUCCACUGCAACCUCAAAGUCCAAAAAUACGCAAACGGAACUUGUAUGUGAUUCUGACUGGGAACUCCUUUAACCACUUAAACAAAUUAUGUUGAUCAGAUUAGCUUCAACCGGGUUCAUUCUCAAGCCUUUUCCUUGUGCCAUAAGAAUGAGAUACACUGUGAAUUUUCGUUUAUAUGCAGGUAAUCAGUCUGUCUUGUAAAUUAAAUUUCUAUCAUAAAUGGCACACAUUUCAAAGUUCAGUAUAUACCUAUUUCUUUUA
This is a messenger RNA of Gossypium raimondii (Peruvian cotton), 2258 nucleotides long. RefSeq lists its product as uncharacterized. The record is from RefSeq and is a predicted model, not a curated record. The transcript is spliced from 6 exons. Bases 261 to 2069 code for a protein of 602 amino acids. NCBI's taxonomy places the organism in Eukaryota, Viridiplantae, Streptophyta, Magnoliopsida, Malvales, Malvaceae.